AUGUUUACCAUUCGCCCGCAAGACUUCGAGUCCGAAAUGGCGCGGUAUGCCCGGCAGUUAUGCGCCACCAGACUCAUAGCCCUGCAGACUGAGCCACUGCUAAAAGCCCAUAACCAAAAACCCCCACAGUCACAGGCACAGGCACAACCACUUGGCUGCAUAGCUCUCCAUCCACUCUGCCUGAAUGGACAAUUGGACGCCCUUCCUGCAUCUCCAUCACAGCCCAAACUCGACAGCAGUGGCAAUGAUGGUGAUGCUGGGGCUAGUGGUAGUUAUGCGAAACCCAAAUAUUGUGAACUGAAGCGGUUAUAUGUCACGCCAUCAGCACAGGGGUGGGGGGUGGGAAAGGCGCUGGUGAAAGUUAUAUUGGACAUCGCGCGGGAGAUCGGGUAUGAAGAGGUGAUGCUUGAUACGUUGCCUGAUAUGAGAGAGGCGAUUAAUAUGUUUAGUGGGAUGGGGUUUGGUGUGGUUGAGAAGUAUUAUGAGAAGGCAAUUGAGGGGACGGUGUUUUUGAGGUUGAAGCUCUAA
Paracoccidioides lutzii Pb01 is the source of this 528-nucleotide messenger RNA. RefSeq lists its product as hypothetical. The coding region runs from base 1 to 528 and encodes 175 amino acids. The record is from RefSeq and is a predicted model, not a curated record. Gene Ontology annotation, molecular function: acyltransferase activity, transferring groups other than amino-acyl groups. The transcript has 2 exons.